UAGCCAUUCUUCCAUUAUCCGGUAUUCAUUGUUCAUCAAAUACCCUCCGCCCCUGUAUCAUCGCUUUCGCCUUAAAUCUAUAAUCCUCGCACGUCGACACCGUCGUCAACCCUUAAAUACCAAGUUCUUUCUCUUUCAAGACACUCCCAAUAAACCACCUUCCUCGGGGAUAGACCUACUCCAGACGGUAGCCUACAUCCCAUCACAAGCAACUUUAUAAUAUACCACUCGUUGUUGACUAUCGUAUCCGCACGAUCAAAUCGCCUUCCAUCAUGGCUUUCGACCAAGCCCGAGACCUCCGAAGCUUUGCUCAAGACUCGAAGCGGUUCAAGGAGCGCGUAGAAAAGUGGUCGCGGGGAUCUCGACCCUCGGCUGGGUGCAAGUACAGCUGGGUAGAAGAUGCAAUCAUCACAGGGAGCGAAAGCCAACGUGAGAAACUUCGGCCUGAGGGAACUCUCCACCACUCCAAUCGCUUAGCAAGCCAGAACAUCGUCAAACCGCGUGAUAAGGAACGAUACCAACUCCGAUCGAGCUACUCGCGUGCCAAGAUAGACGCAUUAGAAGAACUACACGACCCGUCCAAUGUCUCGCGAUCCCUCUAUGAUCUCUUACCAUCAUCUCAGACCCGACGAGGCUCUAGUAUUUCGGAUAACGUCCUUUACAGCUUCGAUAGGGUUGAAAGUCCGGGCAAACCACUAACGCUGGACGUAUUCGUGAAGACCAACCCGAAGGAGACGGAAAAAUUCGUGGAAAAGGAGUACGAAAUCCUUGACAACAAUGGGGAUGCUCUCAGGGGUCGAAAGGCCCGGCAGAAUCUCCGUCGAAGGAACCACACACCAGCGGCACAGGAAUCUGACAUCAUUGAAGACGACGGCUUCGAACUCGUAUAAAGGAUAUCUCGACUCGCUUCUAGAUCGUAUG
Daldinia loculata is the source of this 921-nucleotide messenger RNA. RefSeq lists its product as uncharacterized. The coding region runs from base 273 to 890 and encodes 205 amino acids. The record is from RefSeq and is a predicted model, not a curated record. Lineage: Eukaryota; Fungi; Ascomycota; Sordariomycetes; Xylariales; Hypoxylaceae. The transcript is spliced from 2 exons.